Molecule: messenger RNA, 630 nt
Organism: Setaria italica (foxtail millet)
Lineage: Eukaryota; Viridiplantae; Streptophyta; Magnoliopsida; Poales; Poaceae
Exons: 2
Coding region: 1-630 (209 amino acids)
Molecular function (GO): zinc ion binding
Source: RefSeq, a predicted model, not a curated record
AUGGUCGUCUACUACCAGGCCGCCGACCACCACGCCGCGUGUCCGUGGGCGCCCUGCUCCUGCCCGGGCGGUUGCGGCUUCCUCACCUCGCCGGCGCGGCUCGUCGAGCACUUCCACACCGACCACCGCUGGCCCGUCACCAGCGUCCGCUACGGCCCGGCGUGCAAGUUCCCCGUGCCGGCGCCGGCGGAGGGCUGCCACGUCCUCGUGGGCGAGGGGGACCGGAGCGUGUUCCUCGUGUCCCCGUGCGCGCUCGGCGGCGCGGUCACGGCCGUGUCGCUGGUGUGCGUAAGGGCGGGCGGCGCCGCGGCGGCGGCGGGGGCGGCCCAGUUCAAGUGCACGCUCUGGGUGGAGCUCCCGAGCAACAAGGACAAGCUGGUCCUGAUCAUGUCGGCGGUGCGCAGCAGCGAUCUGUUCGGCGGGUUUCCGGCGGCCGACAAGUACAUGUUCCUGGCGGUGCCGCCGGUGCUCCCGCACGACGCGUCCGGCGAGGCGCCUGAUCUCAUGGCAAGGCUUGCCUUGCCGGCGGCGGAGAGCCGUUCCGGCUUGCUUGCACAGGCCCCUAGGCAGCACGUCAAGCAAACCAACAAGGCGAGGCGAGGUUUGUCACUGGACCCAAAAGCGCUCUAG